UGCGCGAACCAAACACGGCGAGGAUAAAGCAAGAUGGCGUUUGACGGUGAAGACGUUAUCGCAGUCGUCACAGUUCAGUGUUCUUAAUCUGUGCCUCCAUGUACACAUAUAUGUCCUUUAUUAGACUCUAGUAAAUAGAGUAAACAUCGUUAAUAACUGUUUGCAUUCGGUUAUAUUAGUCUGAGCGAACGUUGAUGCUUCUCGAGCUAGUUUGCUUACUAGUUAGCGUAGCUUGUUAGCUGCUAACAAAGAGAGGCUGAAGUGAUCAAAACACAUCGCUAAGCAGAGAUCAAGUGUGAGUGUAUAGUGUUGUGAUUGUGUGAAAAUGUGCGAAAGAACAAUAGCAGAGUACGACGAGGAACUUUGUCCAACAAAAGAGGAGAAGGAGCGACAACAUCAAAAACAUCAAGUUGUGUUACACAGAACAGGUGGAUUGGACGUUGGCAUGGGAAGGCAUUCCCUUGAAGGCCUUCUUCAUGUGUCAGCUGGAAGUACCCUGACUGCUGUGAGGGGAAACUGAUGAGAUUACCUCGAUGAAGAACAUCUUCCUCAUGAGCAGGAGAAGGAACCACAAUUCCCCCGCAUACAUGAGGAAAAAGAGAUCCCACAUUCCCAACACAUUAAAGAGGGAGGAGAGGAGCCACAGUCCCCCCACAUUAAAGAGGAAUACAAGACGCCACAGACCCAUAAUGUUAAACUGACCCUUCACAUUAAAGGGCAAGCGGAGGACCCACUGAUCUUACACAUCAAAAAUGAAGAAGGGGACCCACUGACCCCUCACUGUAAAGGGCAAGAGAACCCGCUGGCCCCUCACAUUAAAAAGGAAGAGGGUGGAUCACUGACCCCCUACUUUAAAGAGGAAGCGGGGGACAAAGAGCCGCCAUACAUUAAAAAGGAAGAGGAGGAACACCGCAUCAGUCAGCCUAAAUGGUUGGAGGAGUUCCCAGUAACUGGUGACCCUGUGAAGAGUGAAGAUGAUGAGGUCAAAGGUGAAAGUGAGGAGAGGGGAGGGGCGGAGCCUCCAAGCAGCAGCUCAACACAACACAUGACAACAGAAGCUGAUGGAGACCACUGUGGAGGAUCACAAGCAGACAAGCUCUUAGCUCCACUAUCAGAUAGUGAGGACACAACGUCACACUCUCCUGACACUGAUGAUGAAGACUCUAAAGAUGAUAAGACAUGUCACACUGACAACACUCACUUCACAUGUUCUCACUGUGACAAAACCUUUAAACACAAUUGGCAUCUGAAAAGACACAUGAGAACACACACUGGAGAAAAACCUUUUUCCUGCUCAACUUGUGGCAAAGGUUUUACACAAAGUCAACAUUUGAAAGUACACACUGGAACACACACUGGUGAAAAACCUUUUAUCUGUUCAAUAUGUGGUAAAGGUUUUGUAGAAAGUCACAAUUUGACAUCACACAUGAGAACACACACUGAUGAAAAGCCUUUUAUCUGUUCAAUGUGUGGUAAACGUUUUGUUGUAAGUCACAAUUUGAAAGUGCACAUGACAACACACACUGGUGAAAAACCUUUUUCCUGUUCAAUCUGUGGUAAAGCUUUUACACAAAUGGAACAUUUGAAAAGACACAAGAGAACACACACUGGUGAAAAAUCACAUUCCUGUUCAAUCUGUAGUAAAUAUUUUGUACAAAGUCAACAUUUGAAAGUACACAUGAGAACACACACUGGUGAAAAACCUUUUUCCUGUUCAAUCUGUGGUAAAGGUUUCACACAAAUUCAACAUUUGAAAAGACACAAGAGAACACACACUGGUGAAAAAUCACAUUCCUGUUCAAUCUGCAACAGAAGCUUUUGUGACCGAUCAAGCCUUGUAGUACACAUGAGAAGACACACAGGAGAGAAAGUGUUGAGUUGCAGGGUGUGUGGUGAAAAAUUCUCUUAUAAGUACCAGUGUAAGAAACACAAGUGUGCUGGUGAGAACAGCAGCAGCAAAUGAAACUGCAGGAUUUGAAAUAAAUUGGCAACAUUUUAAUUUUGACUUCCUAACAACAUCAGCACAUAGAACAUGUGUGACAUUGUUGUUUGUGUAACAAUCUGGUUAAUAUGUUUCUACAUUUAUAGAUUAGAUAUUUUACUUUAGUGCCUUUGUCAGUCAAGUACAUGUAUUAAUAUGUAACAUUGUGUACUUUUAUUAAAAAUUGAACAACACGUCACAACCUGCCUGGUCAGACUUCCAGCAAAGCAUUGGUGUCCUCUGUAAAGGACAAGUACGUAUUUGUCAUGGAAAAACACUCUCAUGUGAUUUGUUGAAUACAAUUAACAAUCUGUCUUCCAAAAUGGCAACCUGCCUGUUUUAAAGGCACAAAAAAAACAGUUAUUGUGUUUUUCAAUGUUAAAAAUCUGUGUUUUUCAAGCACAAGUCUUUAAUCAGUUGUCAGACGGGGCUUUGGUAACACAAAAUAAUUUUAAAACACAUUUCCUUAUGUCCUUUGUUAUGUUCCAUGUUCUCAAUAAAACAUCAAAAGUU
Molecule: messenger RNA, 2494 nt
Organism: Nerophis ophidion (straightnose pipefish)
Lineage: Eukaryota; Metazoa; Chordata; Actinopteri; Syngnathiformes; Syngnathidae
Product: gastrula zinc finger protein XlCGF17.1-like
Exons: 3
Coding region: 1046-1963 (305 amino acids)
Biological process (GO): regulation of transcription by RNA polymerase II; central nervous system development
Cellular component (GO): nucleus
Molecular function (GO): RNA polymerase II cis-regulatory region sequence-specific DNA binding; DNA-binding transcription factor activity, RNA polymerase II-specific
Source: RefSeq, a predicted model, not a curated record